AUGACCCCUUCCGAAUACAUGGCUGACCCGCCCCCGGGAUAUCACCGACAUACGAUUAAUCCGCCGAACCUCCACCAAGGCCUCAGACUCGUCGGCGUAUCAACAACACUGUUCGCGGUUGUCUCCGUGGCUCUACGGCUGUUCACGCGGCUGCGCGUGACCAGAAACGGUAUCCAGCUUGACGACUACAUGAUCAUUGGUGCGCUGCUGUGCAGUCUUGUUCUGCUUUGCUCAAACUUUCCGCACAUGAGUGCAGGCCUGGGCUACCAUCUCUGGGACGUUACAGCUGAUGACUUCAUGGCCCCCUUCCAGAAGUGGACACUUGCAGGAACAAUUUUAUACGCAUCCAGUCUUGCUUUCACGAAGGUUUCGAUCCUGUUCUUCUAUAUCCGUCUAGCACCGCAGAAGUGGUUUCGUUCACUGGUACGCAUACUUCUUACUGUUGUUGUGGCCUACGGAACAGCCUACAUCACAGCCUGCGUUUUUGGGUGCAACCCAAUUGCUGCAAGUUGGGAUUUGAGGCUUGCGCCCGAAGCUCACUGCUUCGACCAAUACACCAAGUACAUGGCUCUUUCGAUCCUGAAUAUUGUUAUUGAUUUGCUAGUUCUGAUCCUGCCAAUCCCUGUGGUACUACCACUCCAUAUGCCUCCCAGACAGAAAAUAUCUGUGUGUCUAGUCUUCGCUACCGGUAGCUUUGUUUGUGCCGUCGCUGUUCGCCGCACUGUGAUGCUAGCUCCCUUGAUGGCUUCGACAGACUAUACUUGGGAUGCAGUGGAGCAGUUUAAAUGGUGCUUCACCGAAGUAAACCUGGCAAUAGUCUGUGCAUGCGCUCCUGCUCUGAAACCCCUUUUUGCACGCUCCUUCUGGCCUACGGACCCCACCUCUAGGCUGCAACUACCCAGCCAUUCCGCGGACGAAGCAUCUCGACUGGGCCGCGGCUUCAUCGGCUUCGAUGACGAAACGACUUACUCUGAGGAUAGCUCAAUUUAUCAGGACUGGUACGACGACCGUCUCGAGGAGCCCCCCAUUGAUGAUGAAACGAGGCUUUGGAGGAACAUCAUGGGUGGGAGAGGUGCGUUCACAACUACUAUCACAGCUGGCGAAGACAGCGUAUCACUUUCCAACAUUUCAGGGAAGAUAAAAUCCCUUCUUCAGGGAAAAUUAGGAUACCAGUCCUUAAAGCGCAUACACAUUAGGUCCGAAACUAGUGUCACAUACGAAUCGUUACCAAAGUCUUUGUGA
Messenger RNA from Boeremia exigua, 1242 nucleotides. RefSeq lists its product as uncharacterized. The transcript is spliced from 5 exons. NCBI's taxonomy places the organism in Eukaryota, Fungi, Ascomycota, Dothideomycetes, Pleosporales, Didymellaceae. Bases 1 to 1242 code for a protein of 413 amino acids. The record is from RefSeq and is a predicted model, not a curated record.